GCUGGGAAUCCUCAAUGGAAUCCGUUAAAGUCAUUUGUGGGCUUUGUGGGAGACGAAAUGGCAGGUCGCGGCAGAGGCAGAGCAGCGUUCCCUGAAGUUCGGCAUCAGUUGCGGCGACCGAAAGAAGAACCUGAGGAAGGCGGCCCCGUGGGACCUGGAGGCGACACCAAGACAACAGGUGAAAACGAGCAACCGCCGCCGUCCACUCCCAUCAGCGCUGCUCCCAGCAAGCAAGAAAAUGAUGAGAUCAAGAAACUUUGUACACAAUUCAAGUACUUGCAAGCUUCAGACGCAGCCUUUGCCAAGCACCUUUCUUUGCUCACUGAGAAACUGAAGACCCCUCAUGACAUGGACAAUGCCGUGAAUGCAAUGUAUGAACUUUGCCUACUUGGACCAGAUCAGGCUGAGGUUACGUGCCAGGCCAUUGUGCAGCUUUGCGAUCUGGAGAUUGAUGGUUGCAAGCUGAGGACCAAAGUUUUGACGAGAAUGCAGCAAGAAUUUGAAGGAUUCGAACAGAAAGCGGAAUCAUCGCCGCAGGCAUUUCUAAGUAAUGCCAUAUUUCUUUGCGAGUUUUACACCCGUUACCUUUUACAAGGAAAGCCUGUGAAUCCGCUCAGAGUCCCUGUAUGGAAAUACCUUGAGUACAUGUUGGAAAGCCGCAAGCCAUUUUUCCUAAGCCAUUGCUUUCGAUUGGUGCAGAGCAAGAUUGGUUUCUUUGUGAAGCACAAUCGUUCCGAGCUUGAAGCUAACUUCCUGACAAGACUACGAGAAGUUAUCCUCGAUGAAAAGGUGCCGAAAAUGCACCGGUCUUCUGCAUUGGAAACAUUGGAGCACGCUUUGAAAGAAUUGACGCCGAAAACUUCUUAGUGUUUUUUUAUCCUCUCAAAUAAAUUGCCAUACGCAACCAUAUUUUAGAAAACA
Molecule: messenger RNA, 921 nt
Organism: Dermacentor andersoni
Lineage: Eukaryota; Metazoa; Arthropoda; Arachnida; Ixodida; Ixodidae
Biological process (GO): regulation of translational initiation
Cellular component (GO): cytosol
Molecular function (GO): translation activator activity
Source: RefSeq, a predicted model, not a curated record